CUUAUCGAUCGAUCUGAUAAGAGGACAAUUUAAAGGCCAGUCGCAGAGCAUUGCGCCAAAACAGAACAAUACAAAGGAGAUAGAGUGUGCAGGCUUCAUAUGCAGAACAAGACUAUUGCAGAUAACUCUUAAUAAUGCUCCUCUUACUCGUUGUCACUGUGUGUGGAAGCAGCAUCGGCGUGGAGAGCCUCCCGUUGCCCGACUCUGGCCCACAUCUGGCGAAUGACUGGGGAGAAGCGGUCCGGCUGCGACAUCUGUACGCGGCCCGGCGAGGUUUACAUCUGCAGAUUCACACAGACGGAGACAUCAGCGGAUCGCGCACGCAGAGCUCGGACAGUUUGGUUGAGAUAAGUCCGGUGGACACAGGCAGUGUUGCCAUUAAAGGAGUUGCAAGCUCCCGAUUUCUCUGCAUGGACAGAAGAGGGAAACUCUAUGGAUCGCACACUUACUCUAAGGAGGACUGCUCUUUUCUGGAACGCAUCCUUCCAGACGGCUACAACAUCUACAUCUCGUGCAACUAUGGAGUCCUUGUGAAUUUGGCUAAGCUGCACAGUAACGAGGGGACUGCAACAUCCCAGUUUCUGCCCAUGGUGAACACACUUUCUCAGGACCCCACCGGACGCCACUCAGGGGAACAGCGCUCUCCCGCCGGCCCCGGACAGGACCAUCAGUUAGGCCUUCAGAUAGACAGUAUGGACCCUUUUGGAAAGAUCUCUCAGAUUGUGAUCCAGAGUCCCAGUUUCAACAAAAGAUGAGGAGUGAACAAUCACUUGCGGAUGUUUUAAGGAAACGACCCCGAGGUCGAGAAGCAGAAUGA
Molecule: messenger RNA, 817 nt
Organism: Rhinichthys klamathensis goyatoka
Lineage: Eukaryota; Metazoa; Chordata; Actinopteri; Cypriniformes; Leuciscidae
Gene: fgf19
Product: fibroblast growth factor 19
Exons: 3
Coding region: 135-755 (206 amino acids)
Biological process (GO): positive regulation of protein phosphorylation; positive regulation of cell population proliferation; cell differentiation
Cellular component (GO): cytoplasm; extracellular region
Molecular function (GO): growth factor activity; fibroblast growth factor receptor binding
Source: RefSeq, a predicted model, not a curated record